GCAGGGGCGGUCAGGCCGGGCUGUCUCUUUAAGACUGUGUUUCUGUUAGCACAGACGGGCUCCUGGGGAGGAGCGAGGCCAAGUUCCAAAGGGAGGAGAGUCCUCCACCUGGCUUCAGCGUCCACACGGCACAGCCCUUCAUAAAUCUUGAUGCAGAGGUCUCCAUGGCUGUAAUAAGCCUGCUGUUCUUGGCAGUGAUGUAUGUUGUUCACCACCCCUUGAUGGUCAGUGACCGGAUGGACCUGGACACGCUAGCCAGAAGUCGGCAGCUGGAGAAGCGAAUGAGCGAGGAGAUGCGACAGCUAGAGAUAGAGUUUGAAGAGAGAAAGCGUGCAGCUGAGCAGAGGCAGAAGGCAGAGAACCUCUGGAGAGGAGACACAUCUGGUGACCAGUUAGUGCUGGGGAAGAAAGACAUGGGGUGGUCGUUCCAGGCUGACAGCCAGGAGGGGCCUCUGGGCUGGAUGCUGGGAAACCUGUGGAAUGCUGGCCUCCUUUGCCUUUUUCUCAUCUUUGAGCUCCUGCGACAGAACAUGCAGCAUGAGCCUGCCUUUGACUCCAGCAGUGAGGAGGAGGAGGAGGAAGUUCGUGUUGUGCCCAUCACUUCUUACAACUGGCUCCCUGACUUCCCCUCCGGAGAGGCCCUGGACUCCUUUUAUAAACACUAUAUCCAAAAUGCCAUCCGUGACCUGCCCUGCACCUGUGAGUUUGUGGAGAGCUUUGUGGACGAUCUCAUUGAGGCCUGUCGGGUGCUCAGCCGCCGGGAGGCUCACCCACAGUUGGAGGACUGCCUAGGCAUUGGGGCUGCCUUUGAGAAAUGGGGAACCCUCCACGAGACCCAGAAAUUUGAUGUCCUAGUGCCCAUCAUCCCUCCGCAGGGUGCUAUGUUUGUCCUGGAGAUGAGAGAUCCAGCCCUAGGCCGCCGCUGUGGACGAGUGCUAGUGGAGUCAGAAUGCGUGUGCAAGCGCGAGAAACUGCUAGGAGAUGUGCUGUGCCUGGUACACCACCAUAGGGACCACCCAACAGUCUUGGGGAAGUACAGCAGCUCCAUCAAGGCGGCUCUCUGCACUGGCUUCCACCUGGAUGUGUGCAAGACUGUGCAGUGGUUCCGGAACCUGGUGGGCAAUGCCUGGACUCUUGUAGCCCACAAGUAUGACUUUAAGCUCAGUCUCCCACCAUCUACCACCUCCUGCAAGCUCAGGUUGGAUUAUCGCUCGGGCCGCUUUCUCUCAAUCCACUUGAUCCUGGGGGUGCAAAGGGAAGACACAUUGGUCUACCUGGUGAGUCAGGCUCCUGACCAGGAACAGCUCACCAGUGUGGACUGGCCUGAGUCCUUUGCAGCCUGUGAGCACUUGUUCCUGAAGCUGGUAGGGCGUUUUGCUCCUGGGAACACCUGUCACCUUAAGUGCCUCCAGAUCAUUUUAAGUCUCCGAAACCAUCAGAGUUUACCCAAAGGAGCAUCCCACCCCAUCCUCACCUCUUACCACUUCAAAACAGCCCUCAUGCACCUGUUGUUACGGCUGCCCCUGACGGACUGGCAGCACAACCGGCUCUCUCAGCGGCUCCAGGACAUUCUCUGGUUCUUGGGACGUGGCCUCCAGCAAAGGUCCCUCCAUCAUUUCCUCAUUGGUAACACUUUCCUGCCCCUGACAAUCCCCAUCCCUAAGACAUUUCGGAAUGCUGAGCCUGUCAAUCUCUUUCAACACUUGGUGCUAAACCCCAUAGCACAUUCACAGGCUGUAGAAGAGUUCCACAACCUUCUGACCCAGGUAAAAACUCUGCCCCGUGCCCCACUGGCUGUGGCACCUUAAUGUAAAGUCCAUUAAAAAAAAGGGGGGGGUAGGAGGUAUUUCUGAUUCCUCAGGCU
Carlito syrichta (Philippine tarsier) is the source of this 1864-nucleotide messenger RNA. It is a transcript of the gene ITPRIPL1, whose product is annotated as inositol 1,4,5-trisphosphate receptor interacting protein-like 1. The coding region runs from base 165 to 1808 and encodes 547 amino acids. NCBI's taxonomy places the organism in Eukaryota, Metazoa, Chordata, Mammalia, Primates, Tarsiidae. The transcript has 3 exons. The record is from RefSeq and is a predicted model, not a curated record. Gene Ontology annotation, cellular component: membrane.